Spinacia oleracea (spinach) is the source of this 1416-nucleotide messenger RNA. Its product is annotated as transcription factor MAMYB. Lineage: Eukaryota; Viridiplantae; Streptophyta; Magnoliopsida; Caryophyllales; Amaranthaceae. Gene Ontology annotation, biological process: 'de novo' cotranslational protein folding; regulation of translational fidelity. Gene Ontology annotation, cellular component: cytosol. The coding region runs from base 86 to 1051 and encodes 321 amino acids. The transcript is spliced from 2 exons. The record is from RefSeq and is a predicted model, not a curated record. Gene Ontology annotation, molecular function: Hsp70 protein binding; ribosome binding.
UCUUUCUUUACCAAACGGAAUACGCCGAUUACGCAGUUAAGGUAGACGGAUGCCUGAGUUAGGAAGCUUGCUCUAAAAAAGAAAAAUGGAGUUCAUCGACGAGUAUGGUGAAAGCAGACCUAGGCUCAUCUUCCAAUCUCGUCCCCAACCUUCAUCAGUAGCCAUUGAUUCACCUCAAAAUUCCCAGAAAAACAAGCCUAUACUCAUCAUCUCACUCUCUUUCUCUCUCCUCUUCCUGGGUGCUUCCUUCUUCUUUAUCCAAUCUCAGUUACUCAACCCCCUUUUCCUAUGGCUUUCUCUCUCCUUCCUCGUCGGCCCUUUUGCUCCCCUAUCUAUCACUGCGGGCGACAUUCAAGUUGGCCAAGGAAGAAUCGUCGAAUUCUCCCCUCAAAUAGAUCCAAUUGAUGCUGAUGAAUCCAAGAAAAAAGUGCCCAAUAAGAGAAACAGAGGUAAGCGAUCUGAUUUUGAAGGGGUUACAAGUAACGGGUCUUCUGAUUUUGUGAAGAACAGUGACAAUUUGGAGGGUUUUGGGGUUGAUUUGAAGGAAAAUGAGAAAGGGGAUUUGAAAUCAGGGUCAAAUGUUGUGAUUGAGGAGAAAGAUUGGAGUGAGGAGGAUUUAGGGUUGUUGAGGAAACAGGUUUUGAAGUAUCCAAUUGGGAAACCUAGAAGAUGGGAGGUGAUUUCUGAAGCUUUUAAGGGUAGGCAUGGUGUAGAGAGUGUGAUCAACAAAGCUAAAUCGUUGGGAAAGGAGAAGCCAGUAGAUUCAGAUUCGUAUUCGAAGUUUUUGAAGGAUCGAAAAGCGAAUGAUAAGAAGGUUGAAGGUGAAAAUGUAGCUGCAAGUAAUGUAGAAAAUGGUGGGGAGGUGAUUACCUGGAGUUCAAGUGAAGAUAUUGCUCUGCUUAAUGCAUUGAAAGCUUUUCCAAAGGAGGUUGCUAUGAGGUGGGAGAAGAUUUCUGCUGCUAUUCCAGGGAAGCCGAAAGCCGCCUGUAUGAAAAGAGUUUCUGAGUUGAAGAAGGAAUUUAGGAGCUCUAAAGCUUCCACUGAGAGCUAAUUUAAUGUGUUGCAUUCAUGUUUCUGAGUUGUGGUAGCAUUUGAAUGAGGAAAAGAGAGCCUAUAUGACAUCAAUGUCGGAUCAUUACAGUUCUCUUUGGAACCAUAUAUAUGCCGUUUGAUAUGAGAAGGAAAUUUGGUAAACUCAAAUACAAGUACAAAAACAAAUGCAGAGACUUAGCUUGAUGCAGAUCGUAUACGAAUACAUGAUGAAGGGACUCAAUGAAGCGUUGAGCUUGAUUAGGUUAGGCAAUAAAAGUACUUAUUUAUGGUUUUCAUAUUGUUUCUCUUACCUCUGACUUUCUUAUGUUUCUCCUUUUUACUUUUUUCUAUUCUAUUGUCUUCUUUGCUGAUAGUUGAAACUAA